GGUUAUAUGAAUAGAGUGAGGUAGUGAUAGUGAGCUAUUUGAUUAGGUAAAAAAGCUAAUUGUUACAGUUAAUGGUUGAUUUGAACGUAUUAAGGUUGCCUUUAUCUUCACCCUUUGGUAUUUAACUGUUCCGAUUUUAAUGUUUGAUCGGACAUAAUCUUCUGAGUCUCUUACUCUCAUUGUUUAUUUCUUAUUCUUUUAAUUAGUAAAUUCUUUUCUAUUGAAGCCAGUGUUAACCAGUUAACAAGUUGAUCAAGCAUGAGAAGUGAAGAGUUGUCAUCAUCAUUACAGGAAUCAAUGGAGAACAAUAGCAGACCAACUGACCUGAAUGGAAACGAGCUAUAUGACGUUGAUUAUCUUCAUCCUCAAUAUCAUCAAUAUGCUCCAAGCCGUAAUAUUCAUGGGCCUUCAAUAUUCAAUGGUUCAUCUGAGUCAAAUAAAUUCGCUCGAUCUUUGUCUUUAAGUGCUUCUGGUAACCGAACAAGAGCAGGCUUGGAUCAUCGAGGAUCCCUUCCAAUAGCAUCUAUUCCUCCAUCAAUCGUGAAUGAAGUUCCAGUCGCGCCAAAUGGAACUUUUUCUUCCCCUACUGAUAUUGAUGGUCAAUGUAAAUUUAAUCAGUCAGUCAGCAUUUGUGAUAAGCAUUCAAAUCUUGCCCAAGAAGCUCAUGUCAACCUUGCAUAUGAGUUAGAUAAAGAAAAGUUGGAUGAUUUGGACCCAAGAGCGAUUUCACUUAGACCAACAUACAUUCAUGUACAGAGCAAAGCGAAACUACCCGAUAAACAGGCACCUGAUGAUGACUACCCAUAUGAUCCUGUUAAUUUAGUUGCUUCAAAAAUCAUCAGUCUUGUGAAAUCUAAUGUUGCAUCCAUCAAGUUUAUCCUUUUCCUACUUUACAAUCUUUACCUUGUGAUUGCAAUUAAAAAAACAUGGAAAAAGUCCCCGUCUUGUUGCGAAGGCGUCAAAUUCUUGGUUUUAAUUACCAGCAUUGUUUAUGCUACGGCAAUUUACUAUCUAGUACUUAAAAAGUUGAUAGUCAAACCUAUCUAUAAAAGAUUUUUGCGACCAAUUACUCGUUCAAUCAAGAAUCAACCAAUUUUACAAGGAUACAUUCGAAUAGCUGCAUUUAUCACUAUCAUGGUUUUAUUUGUUUUAUACACAAUUUAUCUUUCUCGGACGGACAAUAAAAAGAUCAUCUCAGCUUGUGGAAUAUUCAUCUUCAUCGGAAUCUCAUAUCUUUUAUCUGUAAACCGACCAGCAAUUCAAUGGAGUCAAGUUAUUUGGGGAAUAACUUUACAGUUCCUUAUGGCUAAUUUAGUUUUAAAAACUCAGCUUGGUAAAUCAAUUUUUCAAUGUAUUGGUGAUAAAAUUGUUGCCUUCCUCAACUUUACCGAUGAAGGCUCUAAAUUUGUUUUCGGAAGUCUCGUAAAUGGUAUUUCUGGCACUGAAAGUAUUUUUGCAUUCAAAGUUUUACCAAUCAUAAUAUUUUUUAGCUUCACUGUUUCGGUUCUUUAUUAUUAUGGAAUCAUGCAAAUCAUGGUGAUUAAACUCGGUUGGUUACUUCAAAUCACUGUUGGAUCAACUGCCUGUGAGUCUCUGGCAGCGGCAGGAAACAUCUUUUUAGGAAUGACAGAAACACCUUUAAUGAUAAAACCAUACUUAUCUAUAAUGACCCAAUCCGAGUUGUUUGCUGUGAUGACUGAAGGUUUUUCUACAAUUGCUGGAUCAGUUUUGGCGGCGUAUAUCAAUUUCGGGAUCAAUGCUAGUCAUUUGUUGUCAGCAUCUGUAAUGGCUGCUCCAGCUUCACUUGGAAUAGCAAAGCUAAUUUUUCCUGAAACCUCGAAAAGUAAAACGAAGUCAGAAGAUAUCGAAAUUGAAAAAUCAACUGAUAGAAAUGCUCUUGAAGCAGGAGUCAAUGGAGCUGCUCAAACCAUCAAACUUGUUGCUAAUAUAGCAGCUAAUUUAAUUGCUCUUUUAGCAUUCAUCAAAUGUUUAAACUCGAUUGUAUCUUGGUUUGCAUCUUUGAUCAACUUGGGCCACAUUGAUUUCACGUGGCUUUUAUCGAGACUAUUCAUUCCUUUGGCCUGGGCUAUGGGCGUCGAAUGGCAAGAUACUGAAAAAGUAGCUUCUCUAUUGGGCUUGAAAACUUUUCUCAACGAAUUUGUUGCUUACACAAAACUUGCUGAAAUGAAAAAUGCUAAUGAAUUAUCGGAUCGUUCACAAGUUAUCGCUACUUUUGCUUUAUGUGGUUUCUCCAAUAUCUGUGCGAUUGGCAUCCAAAUGGGAGGAAUAGGAUCAUUAAUACCUCAUCGGAAAUCGGAAUUAGCUUCCAUGGCUGUACGAGCAAUGAUUGCUGGCUCAAUAGUUACUUUUAUAAGCGCUUCGAUGGCGGGGUUACUUUAUACAGAGACAAUUACAAAUGUUUCAGAUCAUUUUCAAUUGUAAAAUUUUUCAAUUUUAAUUCUUCCCUUGUAAAUAGUCUAAGUUAGGAUUGAAACUUGUUUUAAUUAUUCCUCUUUCCUUUAAAUUUUAUUAUUUUUUAAAAAAGUACUUUUGAACAUUGAUUAAAUUAAUAUGGAACUUUGGUCUAUCAUCUGGUGAUCAAAUCCAUUAUCUAUUCUAUGAUAAA
This is a messenger RNA of Tetranychus urticae (two-spotted spider mite), 2626 nucleotides long. RefSeq lists its product as uncharacterized. The record is from RefSeq and is a predicted model, not a curated record. Gene Ontology annotation, cellular component: plasma membrane. Lineage: Eukaryota; Metazoa; Arthropoda; Arachnida; Trombidiformes; Tetranychidae. Gene Ontology annotation, molecular function: nucleoside:sodium symporter activity. Gene Ontology annotation, biological process: nucleoside transmembrane transport.